Molecule: messenger RNA, 12072 nt
Organism: Polyodon spathula (Mississippi paddlefish)
Lineage: Eukaryota; Metazoa; Chordata; Actinopteri; Acipenseriformes; Polyodontidae
Product: pericentrin-like
Exons: 48
Coding region: 1-12012 (4003 amino acids)
Biological process (GO): signal transduction
Molecular function (GO): molecular adaptor activity
Source: RefSeq, a predicted model, not a curated record
AUGAAACUUGUCUACGGAGGUGUCCAAGAGCUGACCUCGAGCUUGGCGGAGCUUACUCAGUUAGAGGUUCAGGAGUGCAGUCAGAUAACAGCUGUGGAGGAGAGUCUUCUUGGAAAGCAGUCUGCUCUUGAUCAGCUCACUGUAGAGGGAGAGAGGCUGCAAGAGAAAUGGGCUGCUCAGGCAGGCACCGAGCAGCUUCAGGAACUAGAGACAGCUGUGCAGAACCAGAAUGAUACCAUUUAUCAGCUGACAGCAAAUUUACAGCAGGCCAUUGAGAAUAGAGAUGAGGUUCAACAGGAAGCCUUGAAGCUAACGAAUCAAAUCCAAGCUUUACAGCUGCAGCAGGCAAGUGAACUCCUAAGGACCAAAAGCCCUGGUUCAGUGGAGCUUGCCCAGGCCCAGCAACAUAUGCAGGUCUUUCAGCUCUGUUUGAAGGACCAGAGCCUGCACCUUGAAACUCUUGAGCAGAAGGGACAAGAACCGGAGCAGCAACUAGAGGACUCUCGUGAGAGUGCCAAGGAUAAAGAAAAUCUGCUUAUUUACAUGACAAAUAAGCUAAAAAAUACAGAAGCCCAGCUAAAUAAAAUAACUGAUGAAAAAGAGGAACUGACUCAGAAACUGGAUCGUACCAUGUCUCAGUUACACCAUACACUUUCACUCCGGGACAAGGAGAUCCUGGAGUUAAAGAAUUAUAUGCUAGCUUUGACUGCAAACCAAGAGCAGCAUUCAAUUGGGCUUCAACACCGGGGUACAGAGCUUUGCCAUAAUGAGAAACUUUCUAGAAAACUAGAAGAGCAGAUGGAGGAAUUUCAGAGGGAGAGAUUGGAAAUGGAGGACCGGCUGAAGCACUUGCAGGAGGAGCUGAAUCGAGUAGAAUAUCAAGCCCUGCAGUACAAAACCGAGAAGGAGAAGCUGAACGGGGACAUUUCCAAGCUCAACACCAUCAUUGAGGACCUGAAUGGAAAGCUGACAGACGAAGAGGAGGCUGGUAAGCAUUGGAGGGCAAAGUACCAAGUAGACAUAUCCAGCUACAACAUGCAGCUGCAGGCACUGGAUCAGGAGAAAGAGGAGUUGCUGAGCAAGCAUGACGAGGAGAUCCGUCUGCUUCGAGAGCAGCUGGAAUCCCAGCAUGAUGACAGAGUGGUCUGCUACAAGCAAGGAAUAGGGAACCUCAAGGAGAACCUGAACAAAGUCAAAGCUAGAAAAGAUCAAGUAAAGCAUGAAGCCACUGAUGAAUCACAAGGGGAGGAAUUCACCUUGGAGUUAGCGAGUCAUGCAGAGGAAGGUAAUAUCCUGAUGGACAAAUACCUGGCUUCAAGGGCUGAGGGCAGGCUAGAAGAUCAAAGCAGUAAUGGUCAUUCUGAUCAUUAUAGGUUUGUGUUAGAUAGUGAGAUUCCUGGACAAAAAAUGUCUGGGUCAACCAAAGAUUACCUUGAGAGGUCUGCGGAUCUAACUGGCCAGUCUUUUCCUGAUGGCGAUGUGGAUAAACUGGAAGUUCAGACUCUGUUUGGCUGCCAACUAGCUGCUCUACAAACUCAGCGUGACCAGCUUCAGACGCAGCUUAAAGCCCAGAAAGCUAAAAGCCAAACUACGUCUGAGCUGCUCAGUCAAAAAACCUUACUUGAGGAUUCUUUGUGCAAAGAGCUUAAUUUGCUCAAAACUGAGUGUUGUGAGAGAGAGGAUCUUCUGAAGAAUCUUGCAGAAGAGAAAGCGGACUUGGAAUCAAAACUGUUGUGCAUCAAACAAAAUCUACUGAAUGCAGAUGAAGCACAGAAUCAGAACUCCAGAGAGAAGAUUCUCCUGGAGCAAAAUGUUUCAGAGUUGGAGAUCAAGGUAAAUAACUUGGAAAACGUUCUGGAGUCAGAAAGGCAAGAUCUAGGAAAGCAGCUGAAGAGCAAGAGUCUUGAUCUGCAAACGAUUGAAGUGGAGUAUCUUCAAAAGGAAAGUGCUUUGAAAACAGAGGUUGCUGACCUUAAAAAGUCCAUCACAGACUUGGUAAGAACUCGCAAUGAGGCAGUCGAGCCUCUCUGGCUGAAAGAGGCAGAGAAGCUGGACCAUGCGGUGAGGGCGGCUCAAGCAGAGCUCUGCAGGCGCUAUGAGGAAGAGAAAAGCGAGCUGAAGGAACACCAUCAGUCUGAGAUUAAAGAACUAAAUGAGGAAAUGGAGGAAAAGGUGACUGACCUGAGGACUGGACCGGAGGAAGAACAAAUGAAGCAGAUUGUUCUGAUUAAACAGGUGCAUGAGCAUGACUUUGAUCGCGAGAUUGCUAUCCUUGUUGAAAAACACAAGGAAGAGAUGAAACACCUGCAAGUAGAGCUGACCUCCCAGCAUCAGGAGCUGCUCAAUGACCUGAGAGAGCAAAUGGAUGAAGCACACCAAGCUGAACUUCACCAAACACAGCUGCAGGCCCAGAUUGAGAAAAAUCUAGAGCUGGAGGCUUUGCGGCUCAGCCUGACCAACUUGAACACAGCCCAGCUGGAGCUGUCCCAGUCCAACCUGCAGAGGGAGAAAGAAGCUGCGCUGAGUGAGCUUCAGGAAAGCCUCAAUAACAAGUGGGCGCAGGAGACCACAAUGCUGCAGACAUGCCAGCAGUUUGAACUGGAGCGAAUUAAAGUGCAACAUCGUGCAGUGACUGAACAGCUCGCACACAAACAUCUGCAGGAGAUGGAUGAAAUGAAGCAAGACUGGGUGUUGAAAGUGGCUGAAAUGAAAAGCCAGAUGGAUGAAAGACAUAGCCAGAAAAUAGAGGCUCUGUUGCAGGAGUGGGAAGACGAUGCCGAGAAGAGCCUUGUGGAUUUGCAGCAAAAGCUGUCUGAGAAACAGGCCGAGCUGGAGGAGCUGCAGGGCACCCAGGAGGCAGAGCGUGAGAGGCUGUUGGCUGAACUGAGCCGUCUGAUGGCCGACAAAGAACUGGCAGCAUCCAUGCUCAAGGACCUGGAAGAGCUGCACAGGACUUCGAUGGUGGAUCUCAAGGAAAGGUUACAUCAAGAGCAUGACCUUAGUGUUCAAGAACUGGGCACAAAAACUGAAGGAAAAGAAAAGGAACUGCGUAAAGAGUUAGAGAAGCUACAGACCAUGUAUGAUGAUCUAAAGGCACAUUCAGCACAGGAGAUUGAACACCUGUGGUCCCAGCUUGAGAACUCGCACACCAGCCAUCAGGAGCUGGGUGAGCUUAAAGAGCAGCUGUUGGCACGUACGUCUUGCAUUGAUGACAUUGAACAGUUAAAACAAGAGUUUGACCAGCAGCGCCUCGAUUUCUGGGCACAGAGUGAGAUUGAACUGGAGCACCUGAGGACUCGCUCUGAACAGAAACUGCUUGAAUCGGAGGACAGACACAAGGAGGAGAUUGCACAGCUGCAGCAGCGCCUAGAGGAGGGAGCGCUGGAGACUGCUGACACCAGUGCUCUUCCUGAGGAGAAACUGAAUGAGGAACGAACUGAUCUCCUAGGGGAGCUAACACAACAACUGGAACAACACAAGGAAGAGUUGGAGUCCGUUCGUGUACAGUUUGAAGAAAGACACAGACACGAGCUGAAAACCUUAAGAUCCUCCUUAUCCCUUCAGCACAAAGAAGAAUUACUACAAGUGAAAACUGAUCUUGCAGAUCGUUACUUCUCAGAAAUGCAAGAGUUAAGAACAAAGCAUUCGUUAGAGCUGGUGCAGUUGCGGGCUAAGCUGUCUGACAGCCAUAUCGAAGAAAUCACAAAGCUGCGUCUGCAGAGUGCCCAGGAGGCUGCCCGGCAGGUUGAGGAGGAGGUAAUAAACAGGGUUCACUCCCUGGAGGAGGAACAUCACGCUAAACUGUCGCAGAUGAAGUCUGAGCAAGAGCACAUUCAACAGCUGGAAGAACGCAUUGAGCAUCUUCAAGAAGAGCAUGCUGAAAACAUGAGGAGCAUCACUGCACAGCACAAACAGCUGCAAAAACAAAGCAUAGAACAGGUUAAACUAAACUUUCUGGAGGACCUUAAACUGAAAUUAGAUGAGGCUAAAACAGAAGAAGCUGAAAAGAUAGCUAAAGAGUUCUCUGAGAAGAAGGCCGAGGAGUUGGCGCUCCUGACAGUGCAGCUGCAAUCCCUUUGUGAAGAGAAGCUGUCUGCCCUGCGAGAGGAGCUCACCAGCCUUGCUGAGGGAGAGAGGCAGGCUCUGACGGAAGAGUUCCGAGCCAGAGAGCUGGAAAUGAAGCGUCUUCAAGCCGGUCAGGAAGUCGUGAUCACAGAGCUGGAGAAGGAGCUCAAGGAGGAACGCAACCGGCUCCAGGUGCUGCAGGACAGCCUGGAGAAUGAGCAGUCUCCUCAGAUCACACUGCUCAGGCAGAAGAUCCAAGCUCAGUGCGACGGUGAGCUCGCCACUGCUAAAGCCACCAUGGCAGACGAACUUAAACAGGUGAACGUAAACCUUCAGGAGCAGUCUGAAGUCAAACUGCAGGAGACACAGAGCAGGUUCACAAAAGAGAAAAAGGAGAUAACUGAAAAGCUCACCUUACAGCAAGAAACUCUUCUCAGGGAGCUGAAGGAAAGGCACGCAGAAGAACUGGAAGCCCAGAGCAAACAGAUAGAAGAGGACCAGAAACAGCUGUCAGAGCUCCAGCAGAGGCUCCAGGCCAGCAUGGAGACCCUAGAACAAGGUCUGAAGGAGGGGCACAGGGCUCAGAUGGAAGCCUUGGAGGCAGAGCUCCAGACUAAACACAAGACUGAGAUGGAGGAGCUGGAGGCCAGGCUUUUGUCUAAUAUGGACACCUUGGAAUCUACUUGCCUGUCAAAAAUCCAGUCCAUACAGGAUGAGCACUCGCGAGUCGUCCAGGAUCUGAAGUCCUCUUUUGACCUGACGCUGCAGAAGCACAGAGAGGAUCUCCAGAGAGAGAAGCAGGACGCUGAGGUGACUCUAGCUCAGGAGCUGGAAAGACUGAAGGGAGAGCACGAGACAGAGCUGAAGUCUAGCACAGAAGAGCUGAGGAAGGAACUAGCAGCAGUUUACAUGGAGAAAUUCAAAGCCAUGGUGGCCGAGUUGGAGGAAGCUCAUAAGGUGGAGCUGGAGGCUGCCUUGCAGUCUCAGAGGGGUGUUCUGGAGGCGGAGCAGGGCAAGGCGCUAGAUGUGCUGGGAGCAGAGGUGCUGAGGCUGGAGGAGCAGCAUCAGAGAGCCAUGCAGGAGCUCCACACCACAGAGGUGCUCAGGCAGCAGGACGAGUACAGCAGGCAACUGCAGCAAGAGAGAGACGAGCUGGAAGCAUUGCACCAAGAACAACAACAGGAGUGUUCCAGUGCCUCUGCUUCUGAAAUGGAGGCUGUCCAGGAACAGUUUGAGGAGGAGAGAUCUCGCCAGUACCGUCAGUUCCAGGAGGAGAUUGAGCUGCUCAAGUGCCAGUCAGAGGUGCUGCUGGAGCAGCAGAUAACACAGCUCAAGGAGGAGUUUGAAGCAGAGAAGAAAGCUGCACUGGAGAAACAUGAUGUAGAGUUUGCUGAAAAGCAUGAGCUGUCUGACAAGAAUUACAGAGAACUGAAGGACAAGUUAACUGCACAGAUCAGAGAGCAGGCAGCUGUGAUCACACAGUUAAAGGAAGAAGUUUCUGUGCUCCAGAAGGAGAUGGAGGAGAAAGAUUCUGAGCUGGAAACACUCCUACAGACAAGAGAGAGUGAGAACGAAGAGGGAGAAAACCUGAUAACCAUGCUGAGAUCUGACCUGAGCAGAAACGCAGAGGAACAAAAAAGUCUGCAGGAAGCUCAUGAGCGAGUAUUGAAACUCCUGCUAGAAGUUGCCAGGAGUACCAUUGCCACUGAAGAUGUUAUUAGUCAAAGAAUAGGCAUCUGCAUGGACAGUAGUCAGAUGCUUGGAGGAGAGAACCUUACUGUAUUGGGAGCAGCUGGACAACCUCAUCGAAAGAACCCAGCAGGCCAAGAGAAGGGUGACUUGCACAGUCCAGCAAGUGAAGCUGCCAAUGAAACCAGCCUUUGGUCAGUCCUGAGAGACGAAGGCUUUGAACUGGCCCAGCGACUGUCUGAGAGCAUCUUUACUGGCCCUGAGCUAGAGCCUGAGACCGAGCAGAUGAUCCUGGGAGUGUGCAAAGACCUCCGGAGCGCAGUGGAGAAACUGCUGGAUCUGGUCACAGAGUCCAACAGACAGCUGGAGCAGACUCACGGGAUCCACGUCCACCUGGAAGAGCAGUUCAGUCGUCAGAAGAAGGAGACUGCCCUCAUCGAGCAACUGGACCAGGGAACCAAGGUCAAAAAACAGCUGGAGCUGGAGCUUCACAAAGCAGAGGGGCUGAUUGAGGGCUAUGUGGUGGAGAAGGCUGCUCUAGAAGAAGCUCUUCAGCAAAAGGAGGAUUCUGAGCAAUGCCUGGUCCUGGAGCUGGAGACACUGAGGGGACAGUUGCAUGAGCUGAAUGAGGAGCACAACCUGCUCAUCCGCCAGAGAGAGGCCAUCACUGCCAACAUGGGGGACCACGAGACUGGUCUGCUUGCGGAAGCGGACCUCCUGGCGAAGGAGAAGCUGGAUCUGCAGUGCCAAGCGGAGAAGGACCGCUCCAACCUCACUUCCCGAUUGAAGCUCCUAGAGACUGAACUGGAGGAGCAGAUCAGCCACAACCUGGAGCUGGAGCAGAAGCACAGGCUGGAGCUGGCUGACCUGCAGCAGCAGAUCCUGGCGCUGGAGAAGCAGCUGCGCAAUGAUCGACACUUCAUAGACGAACAAGCGGUGGAGCGUGAGCACGAGAGGGAUGAAUUUCAAAUUGAAAUUAAGAAACUAGAAGCCCAGCUAAGGAAUCCAAUGAAAUCUAAUACCGGAGGAGACUACAAGGGGCAGAAGGUGGAGACGCUGCAGGCUACGAUCAAGGAGAAAAUGGAUGAUUACAACACCCUCCUGCUGGCCAAGGAGCAGUACGUGAGAGACAUCAAUGAGCAAAAUGAAGAGAUUGAGAAAAUGGCAGCCCGAAUCUGCGCGCUGGAAGAGGCUGCACUGAGCAACGCUGAGGCAGCAAAGAAAGUGAGCCAGCUAGAACAAGAACUGCAGCAGAUGAAGAAAAUGGAGCAAGAACAUCUUCAGGAUAAGGAGGCUUUACAGCAGAAGCAAUAUUCUAACCGGCUGCAGAUCUCUGCUUUGCAGUCUGAACUAGAUGAGACCAGGCACUGCUUCCCAGAGAACAGCUCUGACCAGGUGCUGAAGGAGCAGCUGGAGGCAGAGCAAGAGGCUCUACUCCACACAGAGGAAGAGGUUGAAAUGCUCGCUGAUCAGCUGGAUCAGUUUCAGAAGGACUUGGUGAACAAAUCGGAGGAGGUGCUGCAGCUCAACAUGCAGCUGGAGAUUCAGAUGAAGCAGAGUGCUGCCAGCAUCGACAGGGUGCAGGAGGAGCACAAGCAGUUACAGGCACUGAUGGAGGAAAAGAACCAAGUAAUCGACCAUCUCAACGAACAGCUCUUUCGGCUACAGCAGGAACUGGAGAAUACAAACAACAAGGUUCUGGAGGAGAAGAAUGUAGAGAUGGAGGAUCUGCGGUCUCGGAUCGAGCACCUCCACGGAGAUCAGGAACGCCUGCGCAGGGACAAGGACGAGGAGGUGGAGCAGCUGCACGAGGUCAUUGAGAAGCUGCAGGAGGAGCUGGCCCAGCUGGGGCCCAACCGCCAUGAGGUCAGCGACUCCCAGGACAGCCUGGAGCAUGAGCUGUGGCAGCACCCCAGCCAAGAAGAUAGCCUGCAGAAGGAACUGGCCAGCGAGCACCUGCAGUCUUCCAAGGCAAGGCUGAGAGAGCUGGUGGGGCAGCUCGAUCUCGCACGCACGGAGAAAGCAGAAGUUCAGCAGCUGCUACAAAAGCAAGAAGCGCAUUUCCGGUCAGAGGCAGAGAAGCUGGGGAUGAACCUUCACAAUGAGCGGAAGCAGCGCUCCGUCCUGCUAGAGGAGUCUGUCCUGCUGAGAGCCAGCCUCUCACAGAGGGAAGCAGAGGUGGGCAUGCUGUCCACCCAGGCUCAGGAACUUGAGGACAUCCUGAGAGAAAGGAAGGCUCAGCUUCUAGAGACAGAGACGCAAGUGAAGACCCUGGAGGUGCAGAGAGUGGCCGAGGGGGCAGAUCUGGCGGCUGAGCUGAGCAAAAAGCAGGAGGAGUGUGAGGAGCUCCACAGUCUGAAGUCUCUGCUGGACUCCCAGCUGCAGGAUCUGAAGCAGGCAGAGGUAAAGAACCAGGCAGAUAUCGAGAAGCUGCAGGCUGAGGUGGUGAAGCUGGAAGCUGUCAUGAAGGACAGCCAGGUGGAAAUUCUGACUCUAAGCUCAGAGAAGUCCUCCGAGUGCCAGGCUCUUCAGCUGAAUGUGGAAUGUCUCCAGGGAGAGGUUGAAAGGUUGAAGAUGGAGGUUGAGGAGAAGAGCACUCUGGUACAAGCGCUGAGUGUGCAGCUUGAAGACAAGUCAGCAAGGAAUGCUGAAGCACAGAAAGAAGUGCUGAGCUGUGCUGAAGAAAUAAUGCUGCCUGAAGCAGGGUCUGCCCUGAAGGAGAAAGAGGAGGCCCUGAGAGACCAGCAGCCACUGCUUCCUCAGCUGAGGACAGAGCUAUCUGCUGUGCAGGAGGGGCUGAGCUGCAGCACAGAGAAGACAGAGAGGCUCCUGGAGGAGGGACAGGGAAAAGAUCGAUCCCUUGCUGACCUGGAGAGCCACAACGGAAGUUUAAAAUCAGAACUGAGAAAGCUCCAAGAAGAUUUCACGAAGCAAGAGGAGGAGCUGUCGCACCUGAAGAAUGAAGUGGAGGAGCCGAGAGCUCAGUAUGGAUUCCAGGCACAUCAGCAGUGUAAAGAACAGAGCAGUACAAUGAAACCCGAGGAACGCUCCAGCCAGACCGGCCCGGGCACACAGCAUGGCUUGUACAGCUUCUCCGACGAGAGCUCUCUCUGCUCCCCUGAGCGUAUGAGGAAAUAUGAUGCCAGCAUAGAGCACACGCAUGGGUUGCAUUCCACCCACCUCUCUGCGCUCUGCACUCUGCACAGCACUGGGCUGAAUCACCUGCACAGCAAAUCCCCUGGUCUGGACAGGGACUGCUCAGAGCCCAGUGAUCACAUCACCUGCAACAGUGAGGCGCACAGCAGCCGCUCGGCAUCAGCAUCUCCACCCUUCUCCGAGGGCACUUACUCCAUCCUGGACUCGAUUGACACGGAAAAGGCAAAAGCUCUUGAAAACCUCGACUUGACUCAAUCAGCCUCUCCUGGUUGCACAGAAUCAACACUUUCUGUACAGGAGUGGGUCAGCGAUGGAUAUGUAAGCAAUGCAAGCUCAGAAUUGGGGGCAAAACUGAAAUUGGAGCUGGAAACUACAGAACGCUUGGAUGCUAAUUUUGUGGAGUAUCUGCGGCAGCGUGGCAUGUCACUUGCUGACAACCCUGACAGGCCAGCAGAGUUUUCACUGGGGAGUGAGGACAUGCUUUCUCUUGAGCUACAGAGCUUGUUGAAGGAGGUUUAUGAAGAGGGUUGCCGAGUGCGUGCUCUUUCUGAUCGGGCCGGUUCGGUUUCCCUGCCGGUCACCACGCCUCUGACCAGCACACUGUCUGACAGCUGGCUGAAGGAGAAACGGGCUCUACAGAAAACCAUACAAUCUCUUGAAGAGCUCCUUUCCAAAACGAUUGAUAAAGGAGACGCGGAGGCUGCUAAUCGAGACAGCGACUGGAGAAGAGAGCUGCUCCAGGCAGUGCGCAGUAUGUUUAAUGAGAGGGACUGGCUUCGUGCAGAGCUGCAGUCCCACCUGUGCAGCCAGGGGUCUGUGGACAUGAGCAUCCUGAUUGAAAGACUGGAGAGCAUUGUUAAAGAACAGGAUGAGCAGCAGCGCGUGGCCCUGGAGCAGCUCCUCUCUGCAGAUGGGAGCAGCUUGCUUUCAGAGAUCCAGAGCCUGCAGGCCCAGCAGAGGAUCUCCCACCUGCAGAACCAGGAGCAUCUGCAGCAACUGCAGGUCUCUCUAACCGCUGCUGAGGAGCAGGCCAGCAAGCGGGAGCAUCAGGUCUGCAGACGAGUGGAACUGCUGGAAUACAAGCUGCAGCAGGAGCAGGCAAUAGUAAAUGCUUUGCAGAAAUCCCUCAGAGCAGAGCAGGCACAAUCAACUGAACAGCGAUCCCGCCUCAAGUCUGAACAGGAUGCAGUUACAGACCUCAAACGGGAGCUGUCUGACACUAAUCAGGAGCUGGAGAGGUCCUUGAAGGCUCAGCAAGAGCUGCAGAAGGAGAUCAGAAAAUUGAGGGCUAACUUAGAGAGCCAGGAAGCUGACCUUUGCUCAACUGUGGAGAGUCUGGAGAAGGAGCAGCAGAGAAUGAAAGAGAUCCAGGAUGUCCUGGAUCAGGAAAGACUCAAGAACAUCCAGAGGAACGAUCAGGAAGGGCAGACACAUGAGUUACUGCAGACAUCUCUGGAAGACCGAACUAUCCAGAACAGCCAGCUGUGCAGCGCUCUGGAGCAGGAGCGGAUUGCUAACAGCAAACUGCACAAGGAGCUGCAGUCCCGCUGCGAGGCCCUCCUCUCCCAGGAGUGCAGCAAGGUUGGUGAGGUACAGCGGCUCCUCGAUAUCGAGAAGGGGCAUACAACAGAGCUGCGUGACAGCCUAGUCCACGAGCAGCAUUGUCUAGCCCAGGAGUACAAGCAGAGGCUGGAAGAGGAGGCUCUUCACAGGGAGGGGGUGGCCGCUCAGGAACACAACUUCAUCCAGCUACUGCAAGGACAACUGGACCAGGAGAGGGGGCUCAACGUGGAGCUGGCAGUCAUGAUGGAGAAGACCCAGCAGCAGGCCAUCCAGGCCAAGAGACGGCUGGAGACAGGAGUUGAGCAGAGCCGUGAGGAGGCGCAGAGAGAGCACGAUACAGCUGCCAAGCUCUGCACUGUCUUGGAGACCCUGCAGACCCAGAAACAAGAGUUGGAGCACAGCCUGGAGGCAGAGAGGCAGCAGGGGGCCUGGCUGCAGGCUGAUGUCGAGCAGCUUCAGGGGAAGAUCCAGUCCGUAAAGCAGAAGGAGAGGAGCAGGGAGGCGCAGAGAAGGCAAGAUCACCAGGCACUUGCUGAGAAAGACCGCCGACACGAGAGGGACAGUGAGAAACUGCAUGAGAUGGAGCUGCAGCAUCAAAGAGACCAGCUGAGGAUCAGAGAGCUACAGCAGACCCUCGCGGAACUGGAGGAGCAGGAGCAAGACCACUCUUCUGGUAAACAGCAGCAGCAGACUGAUGUCCUGGACACGGGCCGCAGCUGCUUCUUCCCCCAGUCUCUGGACACGGAGAGCUUUAUCCUUCACCAGCAGCAUCUGCAGUUCAUACGACAACAGCUACAGCUGGCCACUCUCAGACUAAAAGACUUGGUGCACAGUUCUACUGCUAGGACUGUGGAUGGUCGCAGCUAUGCUGAAGAUGAGGAUAUGAAGUUCUUGUUGAGAACACUGACUGGGCUGGACAAUGAUUUAAUUAAUCUAUGCUCAAGUACACACAGACCGGUACACACCUCAUCAGUCAUUGCUGAGCGUUUGCUGAAGGAGAAUGCAGACCUGACUACUUGUGUGGCAGCUUUGACCGAAGAAAAGAUUGACUUGAAACGUACCAUAUCCAAACUGGAAAAGGAAUUACUAAUUCACAAGCAAAGACGGGGAGGGAGUGAACAGGUAAAAUCUCAAGAGAUGGUUUAUUCAGCUCAUUUCUCAGAGAAGGCUGCCUGGCAGAAGGAAAGAGCCUUCCUGCACAGUGCCCUCAAAAAGGCAGAGUCUGAGCUCUCAAGAGUGACAGCCGAGAUUGAAAACAGGCCUCUGGCUGCUGAUGUCUCCCACACUAAGAUGAACCGUCUGUAUGGGAGGUACAUGAGAGCAGAGAGCUUCAGGAAGGCUCUGGUGUACCAGAAGAAAUACCUGCUGCUCGUCUUGGGUGGAUUUCAGGAUUGUGAGCAAGCAACCCUGUCCCUUGUUGCCAAAAUGGGGGUGUAUCCCUCCACGGCUGACCUCCGGGACUCCACACCGCGUUCCCUACCCAUCAACAAGUUCAGAUCUGCUGUCAGAGUUGUCAUCGCUAUAUCUAGGCAAGUCUAAACGUGUGCUGUAAACAGUCAGCCACUAAGAUUGAAAAUGGAAGUUGCUUUUUUUUUCCCA